UCUUCUUGAAGAUGCCGACUAGAUUAGCAUGUUGCUAUUCAGCACAUUGGACGAGCUAUUUUGUUACAGGACUUUGCCUAAUGAGAGAGAGAAUUCCAUAAAAUAAUGUUUUUAUAGCAGAAAACUUCCUUAUUCUCAUUUCCGUGAUCUAUAGGAUCUUUCCAUGAAAGAUAUGAAACUAUAAAAUUAUCUUACAUCUUUUAUGAUUUUUUUUAAUUUUCAGUAAUAUUUAGUAGUUAAUUAUAUUUAAGAAAAUGCAUGCUUCAUUUCUUGAAAUCAGCUUUCGAGGAUCAAAGUUAAUGUUUACGCUUUCAAUUGAGGUACUUUAUUCAAAACAAUUGUUACUUUUCAUUCAUUUUUCAUUAUUCUAUUUUUGUAUAUACACAUAUUAAUGCAUAAGAAAUGUCUACUCAAUAAAUAACAGGAUCAAAUAGAAGUUUAUUGAUUGUUCAACAGAAGGAUUACUUGAAUUAAGAUGCAGAAAAUACGUUUGGGUUUUCAUUCUCUCAAACGUUGUUGAAAUUUUAUUAGCGAAAGAAACGGCCCAGAGUUCGUUUUCACCUGUAGCCAGUUUAGUUUUGAAAAUCACGGCGAGCUGGGCAAUGCAAAAGCGAGGUAGUAAGUCGCAUAUGUUUUUACUUGCAAAGGUACAUUUUUGAUUUGCUAAUUAUGAUUGUAAUAUUUAAGUGAUCAUCGUAUCGUAGCUCGUUACCUUUUGAAAGGUUUUGUUGCAUUGGAAGUGUGCUAGCCUGUUCAAUACUUGGAAAAGCUGUUGAAGGAGUUGUAAAAUCGAGGUUACCUUAGAAAUAAUCGAUAUAAUUGAAAGGUAAUCAAAACACUGCAAUUUUGUUUUAUACCAGACAGACAAUUAAGGAUGUGAUUUCUCUAAUGCUGUCUCCGCAGAAGCUUGGCAAACAUGGCAAUAUCGGGAGGAAAUCAGGCUGCAGUUGUGUUGCAAUUGACGCUAACCUGUGAAACACAAUACUUCACAUCAGCAUGAUCGGUCGAGACUGAAAGACGCCCCGCUAACGUGAGCCUAUUGUUUGCAAGGAGCCAUUGUUUACGAUCAUCCAAGAUAAUCUUUUACAAGAGGUGUUCCUUCAACUUUUUCUGCGUUUUGUAUCGAAGCAAGAUUGCUGUUCAAGCAACAAACAAUUUCAAUUAAUUGUCUCCUCAGCUCGGAAAAUUGCCGAAAUUGUCGAAUCUCGUGUACGUGUUUUUAAUUUGAAGCGAUCGAAUACGCGAUUUUCCCAAGGAAAUGACCAGAUGAAAUUUGACACCUUGCAACUGUCCUCGUGUUGCAGUUUCUAUGGCAACAAGGAUUUGAUUGGCAUGUUAAAACGUUACAAGCUGUGCGUUGAGAAUUUUCAUGUCUCUCCCCCUUACUUCCUGCCUUUCCGUUUCGUAGUUGACGUUUUGAAGUUUUGGGCAGAGUUGCCAACAGUGUGAAAGAUUUAGCUGACAUAAUUCUAUAGUAGUUUGUCUAACCGCAGGCACAGAAACAAAACGUUGACGGCUCAUCUGGGUGAAAUCCUUCAAGCCAUCAGUCCAUUGAAGCUCUUGUCUGUCAAAUGGCGCAAAGGGUCGGAGACACAUUUCCAUCGCCAUUUGGUCUUGGUCUUGAAGAUGGCGGCUCUAAUAACAUGCUGCCCGAUGACCAUACUCGUUUAGUGAGGAUGCAUCAGCCACAGUCGCACGCCAACUAUAGCCAAGCUUCAUGUAUGUCCACGGAGCAAGCCAGCUAUCAUCCGAAUGACAGCUCUCCAACCUCCGAUGCCCAGAUCAAAAGAGACAAAGAGAGUGUAUACGGGCAUCCACUGUUUCCUCUCCUCGCCCUGGUGUUCGAAAAAUGCGAGCUGGCGACAUGCUCACCAAGACAAAGGGGUGAUGCCCAGGAAGACAUUUGCUCGUCGGAUUCUUUCAAUGAAGAUAUUCAAGCAUUUGCAAAACAGUUUCGAGACGAGAAAAUGUUCUUCACGUCUGACACUGAACUCGACAGGCUGAUGAUCAUUGCAAUGCAAGUUCUCCGCUUUCACCUCCUCGAAUUGGAAAAGGUUCAUGAUUUAUGUGACAAUUUCUGUAAACGGUACAUUGCAUGUUUGAAAGGGAAAAUGCCGUUAGAUUUGGUUUUAGAAGAAGGAGACACAAGGGAAAAGGCGUCCUCAGAGAGCGACGAUGGAAAGGAGCAAGGUCCACCGUCUCCAUCAUCUUGUCAGGAAUCCCCAAGUGCCUGGCCAAGUGGUGGAUUGAACUUACCUGCAAACCCGCUGGACGGUGAAGGAGGCACGUCACUUACAAACCCCUCUACGACUCCAUUACCAGGAGCCUCGCCUCUAGAUGACCAAGCAGCCUCGGAGCCAUCACCGCCUGCACAUGGUGCUGAAGACUCCUCAUUUGGUGAAAACCUCCACGACUCCGAAGAUAGCUUCAUGCAUGAUGAUGAUGAUAAAGACAAAAGGAAACAGAAAAAACGCGGUAUCUUUCCAAAAAUGGCAACAAACAUCAUGAAGGCAUGGCUUUUUCAGCAUCUAACUCAUCCCUAUCCAUCAGAAGAACAGAAAAGACAGCUUGCAAAUGAAACUGGACUAACAAUACUGCAAGUCAACAAUUGGUUUAUCAAUGCUCGUCGAAGAGUCGUACAGCCUAUGAUUGAUGCAUCAAAUAGAGCGGGAAAGUCAUCUGUAGUCACGGUCUUCAAAUCAAAGAGAAGACGCAGCUCAAGCCCAGAGAGCGUUUCACCCGGUCCUUACGCGAUGAACUUUCCAUACACACCCGGACAUUACCCAGUAGCACCCUACCCUUCUGACCAACGCCAUCCACCAAUUCACGGAGGGUAUUACCCAGAGGGUUCAAUCCCAGCUGGUUACUAUUCACCCGUACCCCACAUUGCACCAUAUCCAUACCCAGCUUGUUCCAUGACAGAACCAACAAUCGCAGAGGGACAGGCUCAGGCAAACCAGAAUUUCAUGCAGGCGAGACCACAGAUGGGACAGCAUGGCCAUAUGUCCCAAAACAGUCACCCGCAUAUGCAGCCUGUCCCCGUCUAUUGCACAGACUCGAACGGACAGUUGUAUAUAAAAGCAAGCUAGGUGCAGCUUGAGAAUGAGAACUGGCUGCUUUUAAAUUGAUUUGCUAAAUGCCAGGCAAUCACGAACAGUUAUAUCGAAUCGUUGUAUAAAUUCGCGCUCAGAAUGAUUAUCUUCGUCCCAUCCUUCUGGAUUUUUAGAGUAGAACGUUUAAAGAAAAUGAUGACAUCCUUCGUAAAAUCUUAUGAACGCUUUCGCCCGUGAUCUGUAAUUAGAUAAGCAUGUAUGCUUGAAUAACACUGAGAGUUUGUUUAAAUUUAAAUUUCAAGAGAAAGUUAUAAGAAUGGAGAAAGAAUUUCGUAAAGGACAAACAUUGGCAUGGACAAACAAACUUUCGCAAAAGUUCAACUUUCCAUAAAGUAUUUGCAUGCCAUAACGUAUUUAUAUUCUUGACGAAUUAAAAUAUUGUGGCAGUAGUCGCAAUGUCUUGUCAAAGAUGUGCCAAAGAAGGUAUAGAAUCAAUACAAUAUGCUUUCAAUUGCAUUAUUAACUAUUUAGCCCUGUGUUGUAAAUUUUAGUUUGAAACGCGCCCCUCCAACUCAUAUGCAAACAUAACUCUACUGUGACUUUUCACUGGAGGGUAAAAGUCAAAAAUAGCUACUGAUGAACAUUUUUAAUCUCGUUUGUUCCAGCUCUUUACGGUUUUGUGAUAUUAAUUUGAAUACUAAAUAGAUGUAGAGAUAUUUUUAUUUUGAAAUUUAAAGAAUUCGAAUGUAGAUAAAAUGGUUUUAUUGGUGACUUUUUGUUAUAUGACUUUGUUGUAACUGAAAUUGUUCAAAUUACAACGGUUGAUCUGCAGAAUUUUGGCUUGUUAAAUGUUUUGCUCGUAGCAAAAAGAAUCAAUCACAAGGGACGUGGAAGGUUGAAAUAGAAUGAAAGAUAAUCUUCUAUGUCAAAUGCCGUUGCUGCUAAAACGUUUUAAGUGUAAUUAGCUCUGCUUUUCAAUUGUCGAAACGUUUAUAUUUGUAAAAAAAUGAUGAACGAUAA
Molecule: messenger RNA, 4073 nt
Organism: Rhopilema esculentum
Lineage: Eukaryota; Metazoa; Cnidaria; Scyphozoa; Rhizostomeae; Rhizostomatidae
Product: homeobox protein Meis1
Biological process (GO): regulation of DNA-templated transcription
Molecular function (GO): DNA binding
Source: RefSeq, a predicted model, not a curated record